GCGGCCGAACGUGCAGCAUCGACCGGUUGCGAUGUUCCAUCCGCCAGAUCCUCGCGAGCAGGUCAACAAAUGGAAGAAGGAGAUGCGAUCUGAGUCUCGGAAGCUCGACAGACAGAUCCUGAAGAUUCAGCGCGAGGAGGAGAAGAUCAAGCGGUCGGUCAAGGAGGCGGCGAAGCGGGGGGACACGGCGUCGUGCAAAACGUACGCGAAGGAGAUUGUGCGGUCGCGGAAGGCGGUCACCCGGCUACACACCAGCAAGGCGCAGAUGAAUUCGGUGGUGAUGCAGAUGCAGAACCAGAUGAGCCAGGCAAAGGUCAUGGGCACUCUCACCAAGAGCGCGGACAUCAUGAAGGCGAUGAACAAGCUCGUCAAGGUGGAAGGCAUCUCCGAGACGAUGCGCAACAUGGAGCAGGAGAUGACCAAGGCGGGCCUUCUCGAGGAGAUGAUGGACGACGCCAUGGAGACCUUCGAGGACGAGGACGACGAGGAGGCUGCCGACGAGGAGGUGAGCAAGGUGCUCUCCGAGAUAGCGACGCAGCAGACGGGAGGCAUGGCGGCGGCGCCGAAGCAGGCGGUGCAGGCGGCGGCGAAGGAGGAGGAGGAGGAGGAGGACGAGGAGAGCCUCGAUUUGCUGAGGGCGCGGCUGGCCGCACUUGAACAGUGCUGAGCUGGGGCGCCCCUGAACACCUGUUGUGCGCCGGACUCUUGACUCCCGUCACUGCUCACUCCCCCCCCUUCUCCUCUGCCUAGUACUCUCUCCUCUUGUCUCGUGUCCUCCGUCCGCCACUCUGUCCUGUCGGCUGUCUGCGCAGACUGUCGCUCCUCGCGAGAGGUGCCUCGCUCACGCCGCAGGCUCUGGCGCUUCCGUGCGAGCCACCCGGGUGCCUCCGAGCCCUCGGCCUCGCUGAUGCCGGGCGCCAGGGCCCAGGCCGUGGGUGCCAGGCGCCCACGGCCCAGGCGCCAGGGGGUGAGGGGUCUUGCGGCACGUAUGUGGUAUGUGUCUCUCCCGCGCGCCGCGGAUGGCGAUGCCAGCGAUGUCGUCCCCGGCGCCGGUCCGCCGGUUUUGGCCGCUGUCGACAUGUUGAUUGUGAGUGUUCACCUCGCUGGUGCGGGCAAGAGUAUGUACACGCUAAUAC
Messenger RNA from Emiliania huxleyi CCMP1516, 1136 nucleotides. It is a transcript of the gene VPS24, whose product is annotated as vacuolar protein sorting protein 24. The record is from RefSeq and is a predicted model, not a curated record. Gene Ontology annotation, biological process: late endosome to vacuole transport; protein transport; endosome transport via multivesicular body sorting pathway. The transcript is spliced from 5 exons. Lineage: Eukaryota; Haptophyta; Isochrysidales; Noelaerhabdaceae. Gene Ontology annotation, cellular component: multivesicular body; ESCRT III complex. The coding region runs from base 32 to 667 and encodes 211 amino acids.